CUAGCAUUAGAGGGUGUUUUGAUUUUCGAAGAAAAUAGCUGAAAUUCUAAGGAUUCUGAUGGUACCAAGUGUAGGCUGAUCUGACGCGGACGUGUUCGGGUGGAGAUCUGGCAGCGCUCAUAAAACAAAUACAUCGCGAAGCGACCCAGCUCGAAUAUCUUACUGUCAUUAGCUACGCACUGGAGAUGGCCGACGGCUUGAGUUAUUUACUGUAUUCGCUCGCACAUCUUGGACCACAGAUACACCAAAGAGGCAUUAUUCACGGGGAUUUGAAACCGGGGAAUAUCUUAAUUAAAAUUCUAGCGAACGGCCGACAGAAAGUUUCCAUUGCUGAUUUGGAUGAUCUGGUACAAAUGCGGGAUAGUGCAACAUGUUCCGCUGAUGUUUCCCAUCUGCGCGGCACAGUACGCUAUAUGUCACCGGAAAUGCUAAAUAAGUUCGCUUUAACUUCCGUUAAGAAGGAAACUCCCGGACGAAAAACCGAUGUGUGGAGUUUGGGUUGCAUUAUGCUGGAACUGGGAGACUGUGUAGUUCCCGCUCAAAGCAGAGGAAAACGGCUAUGUCGAGAAGAUAGUAGGACAACCGUCGAAGCGGGACACGCACUAGAAAAUAGUCAGUUUGCUGUUCUAGUUAUCGACGGCUAUAUUCCAUUUGUUGCGGAAGCAAUUCCUCCUGAUUUUGCGCAGUGCAUUCGGCGUUGCCUAACCAGAAAUACCGAGCAGCGAUGGUCUUCGAACAAGCUGCUACAGAAACUGUGCAACACUGACCUGCAGGCUUUAACCAAAGCCAGACAGGAGCGCCACAUGACCGGCGUUUUUCGCUACAAUCAAGAAUCGAGAGCCUCUAAAAACUUCGGCGCAAGUGUUAUUCUAUUCGAUUCCCAAUCUUUCACGGUACAAUCAUUCCCGCUGCCAGAAAAUUUACAGGGAAAUGCCUGCAGUGCGCCUUUCCGGGUCCAGAGAAGACCGUUGUGCUCCAGUUCAAAAAUCGGACAGCCAAGGAAUUUGAAACAUUUUCUUGGGAUGCGAGGAAAAACUCAGUCCGUCAUAUUAGACUGUCAGUCCGCAUCAACCACCCGGUUACGGUCGGGAACAAAAUAUUUUUCUGGCGCCAGGGAACCACUGCAGAGUUUCGAGUAAUCGAUUCUUCCGAUGGAUGCCUGUGGACAUCUCACGAAUUACGCAGUCCGAAGCGAAUUGAAACAGUGAAAAGCGGCGUACGAUUUAAUGAAAAAGCAAUUUACAUUGGACUGGAAAUGCAUAACAGGCGGACAAUGUUUGUUGAAUGCUACGAUACCGUACGUGCUCGGUGGGAAACGUUCCCUGACUUCCCGGGAAUUCGAGAAGAUUUCGCUAUGGUUGCGCUACAAGAGUACAUUUAUGUUUUGGGUGGACGAACCUGUAAUAGUGACAGUAACCACCCGGGUGAUGCAGUAUCUUCGUGUUUCCGCUUAAACGUCAUCACUCGGCGGCAAUGGGAAGACGUCUCGUCAUUCCUCCUGCCGCGGUACAAGCACUGCGCGUUCGUAUGGGGAGACCAUGUAUUCGUAGCCGGUGGUUUGAGCGCCGGUGGAAAUUACGAAAAUUCAGUGGAAAUGUACAGUACUACACGCAGUAGUCCAUGGCGAUGUGCAGAGUUUUCGGUUGCUGAUGGAGGAGUCGAAGGACUGCGGUCGUCGGUAUCUCGUGGUGCAUACAUCGGCACCACUGCAGCGCCACUCUUUUAGUCUGUUCUGUACGCAAAUACGGUUUGUCAGAAAUUGUUGGGGAUGACCACUUAAACCAUAUCGGGCUUGUCUUUCCCAAAAAUAAACAAAAUUAUUCUUAAAGUAAAUGACUUUGUCUUUUCGUAAUGUCCCGGAUUAGCGUAUUAUCCUUUCCGGCCUAAUUUGAGGUCUGUCGUAUUGGUUAUUACUUAUUACCCAAAGAAUGGAAAAACUGGGUCUCGGUUUGAUAUUGUGGCUUGCUUACAAAUUUCGGUGACGGGAACUGGUGGGCAAAUUCUGACUGCUUUUACUUUUUUUAUGCGAACGAUCUCGUUGUUCUGUUAUUAUGUACAAAGUUCGAAUAAGAUCUUUUGAU
This is a messenger RNA of Paramacrobiotus metropolitanus, 2081 nucleotides long. RefSeq lists its product as uncharacterized. The coding region runs from base 186 to 1139 and encodes 317 amino acids. Gene Ontology annotation, molecular function: ATP binding; protein serine/threonine kinase activity. Gene Ontology annotation, biological process: protein phosphorylation. The record is from RefSeq and is a predicted model, not a curated record. The transcript is spliced from 4 exons. Gene Ontology annotation, cellular component: cytoplasm. NCBI's taxonomy places the organism in Eukaryota, Metazoa, Tardigrada, Eutardigrada, Parachela, Macrobiotidae.